Molecule: messenger RNA, 1281 nt
Organism: Zymoseptoria tritici IPO323
Lineage: Eukaryota; Fungi; Ascomycota; Dothideomycetes; Mycosphaerellales; Mycosphaerellaceae
Gene: CPO
Product: secreted chloroperoxidase
Exons: 4
Coding region: 1-1281 (426 amino acids)
Molecular function (GO): peroxidase activity
Source: RefSeq, a predicted model, not a curated record
AUGAAGACUGUCAUCGCCUCUUCCCUGCUCCUCGCGGGUGCCUCCGCUUUCCCUUUCGUCGCCACCGCUGAUGGCGUCGAUUCCUCUCUGCUCCACGCUGAGCGUCAGCGCCUCAGGAGACAACAACCUGGCCAAGGCAACGGCGGUGCUGCUACGUGCCCAUUCAACGCCAACCACAAGCCUGCCGCACCUGUGACUGCGCAGUUCCCAUACAACAACGCCAAGAACGGCAAGAAGGGGAACGAGAAGGGUGGUUUCCUCGUCCCAGACCCCAACGACAAGGCCCAUCAGUUCGUUGCGCCAGACUACUCAAAGGACAUUCGUGGACCAUGCCCUGGCCUUAACGCCGCAGCAAACCACAACUUCCUCGCUCAUGAUGGUGUCGUCACCUACAACGAGCUCGUCGACGCCCAGCAGAACGUGUACAACGUUGGCUACGACUUGGCCAACCUCCUCGCUAUCCUCGGGUUGACUGUCACCGAUGGCGAUCUAGUCACCGAGAAGCUCUCCAUCGGCUGUGAUGCCACCAGCCGUACAUCAUUCAACCCAAUUUUGACUGGAUCCGAGCCCGGUCUCGACGGACACAACAAGUUCGAGGGUGAUUCCUCGCUCACUCGCAAUGAUUUCUUCACUGCCAACGGCGACAAUUUCAGCUUCAACGGCACCCUCUUCGGCCACAUGACCAGGACUACUGGAGGCAACUAUGAUCUGAAGGGUUUGGCCCAGUACCGUUACGAGCGUUACCAGGAGUCUCGUGCCCAGAACCCCAAUUUCUACUUCGGACCCCUCGCCUUGCUGCUGUACGGUGCCGCCUCUUUCCUUUACGAGCUCAUGCCAUCCGGCACUCGAAACUACGCUCCCGACGUCUACACCAUCUCCUCGUUCUUCGGCGCUGAGCAGAACGCUGACGGCAGCUGGAGAUUCAACGGCAAGGAGAGGAUUCCUGACAACUGGACCAACCGUGUCAAUCCAUACACCAUCUUCAAUGUCGGCCAACAGAUCUUCGAGAUGUACGGCCUGCACCCAGUCGAGUUUGGUGGUAACACCGGCUCCGGCUCCUUCAACGGCGGCUUGAAUUUCGAGUCCAUCCAGAACGGCCAGUUCAAGCCAGCUGACCCCAAGGCUGCGUCCUGCUUCUUGUACAUGCUCACCACCGAGCGUGUCCCAUCAUACUUCAACUCUGUUUUGACUCCAACCGUCGAGUCUCUCAGCUUUGCCGCCAGCAAGCUGAGCGGCACUGACUUUGCCAACCUUGGAUGCCCCCGCCCGCUUACCAAGUAA